Messenger RNA from Apis mellifera (honey bee), 535 nucleotides. RefSeq lists its product as uncharacterized. The record is from RefSeq and is a predicted model, not a curated record. The transcript has 2 exons. Bases 121 to 360 code for a protein of 79 amino acids. NCBI's taxonomy places the organism in Eukaryota, Metazoa, Arthropoda, Insecta, Hymenoptera, Apidae.
GUUUUUCUAAUUCGUAAUAAAUGAAAACAUUUUAAAAUUAAAAAUUAUAAUAAUAAUAAUUAAAUUUGAAGAAAAAAGUGAAUUGUGAAUAUAAAGAUUAUAAAUAAUAAUAUAUUGAUAAUGUCCGAUAAUAAUUAUAUUUCUUUGAAAAAAUUACAAAAUAAAAAGCACUUGCAAGAAUUCUUAACACCUAUUUUUCGUAUAAAUUCAGAGGAAUCUUUGAUUCGUAAUAGAAAAUUUUUAAAGGAUCUAGAACUUGCAAAAGCACGUUUGCGAACUUACGCUGCAUAUACACCAACUGAUCGAGAAUUACAACAACGUGCAAUGGAAUAUCGCAAACAUCUUCAGAAAUAUAUAUGAAAUUUUUGCUUCAUAACAAGUUGAUUUCAUGUUGCAAAUGAAGUACAUCCAUUCAGUUUGAUAACUCGAGCCGAACGAACAAACUUUCAAGUGAAAAGUUUGUUGAUCGUUAGGAUCGAUGCACCAAACUGAUAAUUCAAUCGAUUGUAUUAGACUAAUGAAAUAAAAAAUAUAA